CGCCCACGUCCUAUCCACACUCCCCAGCUGACUUCACACACACACCGAGCUCGAAGCUCCACCACCGCCAGACCUCGAGCUCCUCUACUGUACUACCCAUGGCCGCUGCAACCAUCUCCCUCUGCGGCUCGCGCUGCCUCAGCACGAGCUCGAAACCCGAACCUCGUCUCACCUCUCGAGCAGCCGCCCCGCUGCACUCGCGGCCGUCUUCUUCGCACCGAAGGCUGGUGGUCGUGGCCGCGACGGAGUCGUCGGGCGAGAAGACGGACGAGAAGGUCCCCUCCUGGGCCCGGAAGGGCUCCGACGAGGCCCCUCCGUGGGCGCGCAACGAAGGAGGCGCCUCCGGGCAGGACGCCGGCGGCGCCGUCGAGGUCCCGUUCUACGCGUACCUGCUCGCGUCCGCCGUGACCGCCAUCGCCGCCAUCGGGUCGAUCUUCGAGUACACCAACGGGCGGCCGGUGUUCGGCGUCCUGGGCACCGACAGCCCCCUCUACGCGCCGAUCCUGGGCUUCUUCGCCGUCACCGGCAUCCCGACAUCCGGGUAUCUGUGGUACAAGGCCGUGCAGACGGCGAACAAGGACGCCGAGGAGCAAGACCGCAGAGACGGCUUCCUCUGAUUCGGUUUCCGCGGCAGAGCAAUGAACAUAGUACUACUGAACUCUGAACAUAUGCCAUAUUCUUUUUUGUAAUUGUGCUGCGGUAAACUGCUGAUCGAGAAGACGGUUUUCCUGCGUUGUAGAGGAGAUCAGGUGAACGAAGUGCAGAUGAUACCAGUAACUUGUAUUACUGUCCUUCUGAAACUUGAAAUAGCUAGGCGGCGUCUUGAUUUCAA
Molecule: messenger RNA, 832 nt
Organism: Lolium perenne
Lineage: Eukaryota; Viridiplantae; Streptophyta; Magnoliopsida; Poales; Poaceae
Source: RefSeq, a predicted model, not a curated record